AUGACCACUUCUUUAACAGAGUCAGAUGACGAUGAUCCCGAAGAAUAUUAUUUAGAAUUAGAAGAACGUAUGAAGACACUCUUUAUGCUUAAUGAACACCAAGACAGUUUAUCCUUUGGCAGUUCGCCCUUCAGUGAGGACAGGCUGUCUACUUAUAUGGAAGUUUCUGCUAAAAAUCAAGCCGUAGAUACAGAACAAUCGCCACCCAGAGACACGCCAGAAACGAUAAGACGCGUCUCUAGCCUUCAUAGAUUAAGCGAAGAUUUCUACACUAGCUGGGGUGGUACCAAGAGGCCAGCAUCAGUUGAUUCGUCUAAGCAGUAUUCUCCAACACAUUCGGAGUCAAUGUCUUCAAUGAAAAGCAUACCUAACGAUGACACUCUCCGACAAUGUCACGGCUCGUCAUCGUCGCAGAGAAUGUCAAACAUCGAUGAACAAAUGUUCCCUUUAUUGGAGUCCCCAAUAAAACAAAAGAGAGCAGCGCUACGAGACUCAGUGCCAAGCGGACAAAUACAACACAAAUCGCCAGUAAAACGAGACACACCUCCCCAACGACCAAAACAACGCUCGAUUGGUCAAAGGUAUGUUGCCUCCACACCGGAAAAACGAUUAAAUAAGAUCUCAUGUCAGUGUAUCAAAAGUAGAUCACAGUCAUCAGCAAAAACCUCAAGGUAUCCAAUAUCAACAAGAUAUACUCAUAGUUACAGGUCUUCACAUGUAGACAAAUCCCCUCGACGUAAGAUAUUUAAAAAUGUGGCUGUUCAAACUAGUCCAGUACCCACUCUUAGUAGUUUUUGGUCAAAUUUAUUUAUUGGAGAACCUGUGAUAUAUGAUUAUGUUUCACAUUUAUAG
Messenger RNA from Leptosia nina, 852 nucleotides. Lineage: Eukaryota; Metazoa; Arthropoda; Insecta; Lepidoptera; Pieridae. The record is from the annotation of a GenBank genome assembly.